This is a messenger RNA of Talaromyces amestolkiae, 2160 nucleotides long. RefSeq lists its product as uncharacterized. The transcript is spliced from 5 exons. Gene Ontology annotation, molecular function: phosphatidylinositol-3-phosphate binding. NCBI's taxonomy places the organism in Eukaryota, Fungi, Ascomycota, Eurotiomycetes, Eurotiales, Trichocomaceae. The record is from RefSeq and is a predicted model, not a curated record. Gene Ontology annotation, cellular component: endosome. Gene Ontology annotation, biological process: retrograde transport, endosome to Golgi; protein targeting to vacuole. Bases 1 to 2160 code for a protein of 719 amino acids.
AUGUCUCUGUUUGGCACGUCGCCCGAUGAGGCUCCCACAGAAGUCAAUCCCUCGCGAUUAUCUAAAUCGUCUCUGUUCGACGACGAGCCACACAGCCAGUCCGGAUCAGCUCUCUUUGCCGACGAUAGCCAUAGCAGCGACUCGCCAUGGAAUAUGCCCACACCGAAACGAGGCGGGCGCCAGAACUACGUCAAAACCCUUCUUCCUGCGUCUGAUGUACCCGAUAGUUAUACAGAUGCCUUUGAAUUGGUUCUGGAUGCAAGCGGUCGAAGUGGCGCCGGCGUCGGGCUUACUACGAUUCGACAGAUCCUGGCGAGCAGUGGAUUGACCGCGGCUGACCAGGCUAAGAUUCUUAAUCUGGUGCUUCCUGGGGGUCAGGAAACGUCAUCUGAUGGACUGGGGCGGAAUGAAUUCAAUGUCCUUAUAGCUUUGAUAGGUUUGGCUCAGGAAGGCGAGGACAUUACAUUUGAUGCCGUGGAUGAACGACGGAAUAAACUACCUCAACCGAAAAUAUCGUAUCUAGAAGGCCUUCGCCAUUCUGAAGAGCCUCCCCCCGCCGCGCCCCAGACACAGCAGCCAGAAGAGACACCACGGCCAGAAUCACAACAGCCCGUUAACGCACGGCCACGACAGACCUCCUUUAGCGCAGCAGAAGCAGAUCCUUGGGGUAGUCCGGAUCUUCAUCGCGGCCAUCAACAUACCUCCAAUCCUUCCAAUGAGCCCGCACUUAAUAGAUUCGGCGGUGUCCGUUCAGCUACCAAUGGCUGGGUUGCUGCUGGUUCUACCGCAGUCGCAAGCGAGUCGCAGAAUACAUCACAAUCGAAUGGACAGGGUCCCCCUAGUAGCUCAGGGUCAGGUUGGGGUGACUACAACAAUACGUCUCAAACAGCUCCCCCGUUCGGCGCGGCCGCUCAACCAGGAUUCGAAGCUUUUCCAAAGCCAGGUAAUGGACAAGAUAGUCUUGACCCGCAAAGCCGGUCUCUGGGGGGUGGUCGGGUGACUGGUCCUGGAGCUGAGGAGAUCGUAACCGUUACACUAUUACCCGAAAAAGAAGGCUUGUUCAUGUUUCAACAUCGCAAUUACGAAGUCAAGUCCCCUCGUCGGGGAAGCUCGGUAGUAAGACGUUACAGCGACUUUGUCUGGUUACUUGACUGUCUACAAAAACGAUACCCAUUUCGGCAAUUGCCACUUCUUCCUCCCAAGAGAGUUGCAGUCAAUGGUACUCAUCUUUCAGCGGACUCAAACUCGUUUCUUGAAAAGCGUCGUCGUGGGCUUGUUCGGUUUACGAAUGCGCUUGUGCGACACCCUGUCUUAAAUCAGGAGCAACUGGUUGUUAUGUUUUUGACUGUUCCUACGGAACUAUCGGUAUGGCGCAAGCAGGCGACAAUCUCUGUCCAGGAAGAGUUCGCAGGCAAAGCUCUGCCUCCUGACCUUGAAGACUCAUUACCAACAACAUUAAACGAGACAUUUGAUACUGUGCGUUCGGGCGUCAAGCGCUCGGCUGAAAUAUUUAUCAAUCUUUGUGCAUUACUCGAACGAUUGGCAAAACGUAACGAGGGAUUAGCUGCAGACCAUCUUCGAUUCUCUUUGGCCCUACAAUCUCUGACCGAAGCAACCAGAAGUACCUAUGCUGUGGACACAAACGAUGUGCCACUACUGAACGAGGGAAUUAACGCAACCGCAAGACAUCUUUCCGCAAGUCAAAGUCUGCUAGAAGACGAAGCACGAGCCUGGACUGAUGGCGUACUGGAAGAUCUCAAACAGCAACGGGACUGCGUCGUUAGCAUGCGGGAUAUGUUCGAUAGGAGAGAUCGCUUCGCCAAGGAUAACAUUCCUCAACUCGAGAAACGMAUCGAGGCCAAUGAGAAGAAAUUACAGGAUAUGAGGAGUCGUCCGCAGGGGACGGUCAAGCCGGGCGAUAUUGAGAAGAUUGAAGAGUCUAUAUUCAAGGACAAGGAGUCUAUUGUACAGCAACAUGCUCGCGGCGUCUUCAUCAAAGAAUGCAUUCGUGACGAGCUUCUCUACUUCCAACACAGCCAAUACCACAUCAGCCGCCUGCAUCAAGACUGGAGUCAAGAGCGAGUCAAAUAUGCAGAACUCCAGGCCGACAAUUGGCGAGGAUUGAGUGAAGAGGUGGAAGGAAUGCCCAAUGGAGAGUAG